Cotesia congregata is the source of this 732-nucleotide messenger RNA. Lineage: Eukaryota; Metazoa; Arthropoda; Insecta; Hymenoptera; Braconidae. The record is from the annotation of a GenBank genome assembly.
AUGGAUAAAAGACAAUCAGAAUGCAUGUGCAGUGUAUACACAAAAAUGGCGAGUUUUAAAACCGCGUUAGGAGCUCAAGAACUAACUGACAAAAAAGCCGGCCUAUGGAGAGCUUUGCUAGCCGAAUUCUUCGGAACAAUGCUCCUGAAUUUCUUCGGAUGUGGAGCAGUGAAUACCCAAAAUGUUGUAGCGAUUGCUUUGGCGUUUGGAUUAACCGUCGCCGGAGCUGUUCAAGGAAUUGGACAUGUUUCUGGUGCCGGGUCAGCGAUGAUCCGAGCUCUAUCUCCAGAAACGAUGGAAGCAUUCUUGGGAUUAGUGAGCUUAGCUCCUGGAGUGACUCCCGUCCAAGGUCUAGGGGUCGAAUUCUUCCUGGCAUUGAUCCUGGUGAUCGUCGUCUGCGGAGCUUGCGACGGCGCAAAGCCGGAGAGCAAAGGAAUCGCGCCUCUGAUAAUCGGGCUGGCCGUCACUGUAGGACAUAUUGUCGGAGUCCCAAGAACUGGGGCUGGAAUGAACCCUGCUAGAUCUUUGGGCAGCUCCGUUGUAAUGGGCAGCUUUGAUAAUCACUGGCUCUACUGGGUAGGACCUAUCCUCGGAGGAAUCGCUGGAGGGCUUAUUUACACCCACGCAAUUGGUCCGGCUAACGAACCUGAACUUCCGAAAAAUUAUUCUUCGGUUGCUACUGAAGAAAAAGAGCUUCACAGACUAACUACCAGGAAGGGAACACCUGCUUGA